GUCUAGUAUGACCGUAUUUACAAAAACAAAGAUUGUUUAAUUUCUCCCUGCAAUUUGUAAUAAUUGUUUUUAGCCCAAUUCAAUUGUUAAUUACUCGGCCGCAAAAUGAUGGACGGCACGGAUGACUCAAACCUGCUGAACAGUCCCUCCACGAACAACGGGGCCACCAUGGAAAUCGUCUCGCCCACAAAUCCGCUGGCAAAUCCGCCAGGAGCACCGGGCGAAGGAGCACCCGCCCCGAGUGGUGCCACCAAUGGCAGCGGAUCCGCCACCUCGCCGGACAGCUCCUCCUCCGCCCCGGCCACGCCCGCCGUUCUGGGCGAGAACGCCCUCCACGUGGAGAUCUCCGAUGCGCUGAGCGAGAAGGAGAAGGUCAAGUUCACAGUCCACACCCGCACCACGCUGCCGGGAUUCGCGAAAAAGGACAACAAUGUGGUGCGCCAGCACGAGGAGUUUGUCUGGCUGCACGACCGCAUCGAGGAGAACGACGACUACGCCGGCUACAUUAUUCCGCCCUGCCCCCCGCGUCCGGACUUUGAUGCCUCCCGCGAGAAGCUGCAGCGCCUGGGCGAAGGCGAGGGCAACAUGACCAAAGAGGAGUUCAAGAAGAUGAAGUCAGAGCUGGAGGCCGAGUACCUGGCCACGUUCAAGAAGACUGUGGCCAUGCACGAGGUGUUCCUGCGCCGCCUGGCCAGUCAUCCCGUCUUUCGCGUCGACCAGCAUCUGAAGGUGUUCCUCGAGUACGACCAGGAUCUGUGCGCCAAGCCGCGCAAGAAGAUGGCCAUCUUUGGCGGCUUCGUCAAGUCGCUGGGCAAGACCACCGACGAGAUCCUGCUGAGCGCCACGGUGCGGGAUGUCAACGACUUCUUUGAGAACGAGCUGCAGUUCCUCACCGAAUACCAUGGACAUUUGCGCGAGGCUGCGAUCAGGACGGAGAAAAUGACGCAACGCCACAAGGAUGUGGGCGAUUCGCAUCAGAAGAUAUCGAAUGCGCUGACGCAACUCUCGACCACGGAGAAGGGGAACGUGGAGACGUUUGUGGCCAAGACGGCGGAGAUAUUCGAAAGGAUUAAGAAUCUGGAGACCCGAGUGGCCAGCGAUCAGGAUCUCAAGCUGGGCGAUACCUUGCGCUACUACCAGCGAGAUAGUGACGCUGCCAAAGCUCUACUCAUCCGGCGCCUGCGAUGCCUGGCCGCCUAUGAGACGGCCAAUCGAAACCUGGAGAAGGCCCGUUCGAAAAACAAGGAUGUUCAUGCGCCUUUGGAGGUGCAAGAGGCUGAGACUGCCCAGGCGGAGGCCUGUGAAAAGUUUGAAUCCAUGUCGGCCUGUGGAAAGGAGGAGUUGAUCGGUUUCCGCAACCGACGGGUGGCUGCUUUCAAGAAGAGCCUCGUGGAGCUCUCGGAACUGGAGAUAAAGCAUGCCAAGACCCAGUACGAGUACUUGCGCCAAUCGCUGCUGGCGCUCAAAGAGAUUGCCUGAGACGUGGAGCCGGGGGAGGCGGAAGUGCCGGCGCAACCGGAAGUGGAAGUGGAUGAGGAGUAGGAGUAGGAGUCACCCGCACAUUGUUUACACACCCCAUUGAACCGCACGCCUCAUUGACAACACGAACGCCCGGGAGACGAACUAAAUCAAUUGUUUAAUUGCUAAGCAAACAGUUUAUUAUUGCACAGGCCAGAUCGAGUGCAACAUUAUUACCUUAGCCCCCGUAUUAUAUUAACGAAUAUCCAUUUGUUUUGUGAACAGAGCGCUUUUAUAUUUGUCAAACAAGCAUUCCUCUCUCUAAAGCAUAAACUACAACUAUAUUGUAAACACUUUUGCAUUUGAAGCAGAAUAUAAACGAGAAAUAUUGUACAGAA
Drosophila takahashii is the source of this 1856-nucleotide messenger RNA. It is a transcript of the gene Snx6, whose product is annotated as sorting nexin 6. Gene Ontology annotation, molecular function: phosphatidylinositol binding. Gene Ontology annotation, biological process: phagosome-lysosome fusion involved in apoptotic cell clearance. The record is from RefSeq and is a predicted model, not a curated record. NCBI's taxonomy places the organism in Eukaryota, Metazoa, Arthropoda, Insecta, Diptera, Drosophilidae.